UCAUUGACGUUAGAAGCUCUUCUUAAGUUAUAAAGACAUAAAAUUCUGGGAAUUGUUUUUUUGAAAAGUUAGGUUAAGGUUGUGUUUAUCAUAUUCAACAUUUCAUUUUUCAUUACAAGACUUGUGAAUAACAUUAAUUUGUAAACAUAGUAGUACAUUCUGUAAAUAGAAUGAAUGAUGAACCACAACAGAAGAAAAGGAAAACAAAAACUGAGAAAGUAUUGCCAAAUAAAAUAAGAAAACAAAAAUCUCCUGAUGUUGAGAUAGUUGAGAUUUCAGAAGAUCCAAUAGUUAUUUCAGACAAUGAGCAAGAGGCUUCUACUUCUAAAGCACCUAAGAAAAGAAAAUUGGCCAAGGCUAAUGAUGGAGUUCCAACUGCUGAUGAUGAGGUACCAUCUACUUCGAAAAAAUCCAAGAGAACGGUAACAAAGUUGAGGAAAGCCGUAAUUGAAGACGACACUACGAAUGUGGAAUCUUUUGGACACUACAAAUGCAAGGAGUAUGAUCCCUUAUGGAAAGACCACGAACUUCUAGCAGAAAAUAAAUCAUUGGGACCACAAAUUGCUAAAAACAUUAUUAAACUGCUGAUGGAUGGAAAUACUAUACCGUUUAUAGCCAGAUAUAGAAGAGAGGCCACUGGUAAUAUGUCACCAGAAAUGUUGAGAGAAGUGAAGUCAGACUUUGAGGAAAUUAUUAGUUUGAAACAUAAAAUCCAGACUGAUUUAAAUACAGUAGAGAAAACUGGCAAAUUGUCUCAACCUCUAGAGAAGGCAAUAAAAUCGUCAAGGAGUUUAGAAGAACUUGAAAUUAUCUUUGCUCCUUACAAACCAGAAUCUAAGGGAACAUUAGCUCAGAGAGCAAAGGAUAUGGGUUUAGAGAAACCUGCUUUGAACCUUCUCUAUAAUUCAGAAAGAGUUGAUUUGAAUUAUUUCGUCAACACAUCAAAAGAAUUGAAAACGAUUACAGACGUUGAAAAAGGUGUUGUACACAUUAUUGCGCAUGUUAUUUCAACUGAUACAGAUAUGCUGUCAUUUUUGAGAAAAUUUCGAAAGGAGGUUCAUUUCACUUUGGAAAGCAAAAAAGUACAGACCAAGAAAAAAUUGAAAAUAAUUUCAAACGACAUGAAGAAGCAACUAGGCAAAACUCAAGUAGACGAAUCAAAAUUUGAAAAUUACUUUGAUUUCAAAGUUUCUGUAAGGAACAUGAAACCUCAUCAGGUGUUGGCGAUAAAUAGAGGAGAACAUCAAAAAGUUUUGUCUGUCAAGAUCGUGACACCAGAUAUCGUUUUUCACAAAUUUAAUCAGUUUUGUUCCCAGAAAUGGGUAAAACAAGGUGACUUCAAUCACAAUAGAAAGAGAAUUCUGGAUGAAGCUGUAAAAGACUCUUAUAAUAGAUUAGUACAACCAUUUAUAAUAAGAGAAAUCAGGGCUGAGCUCAGAAAUAUGGCAGAAAAGGCUUCAUAUGAGGUUUUCAGUAAAAAUUUGAAACACCUUUUACUUGCUGGACCUGUAAAAGGACAACCAAUCUUGGGCAUUGAUCCUGGUUACUCAAAGGGAUGUAAAGUAGCUUUGGUAUCUCCUCUGGGGUCUGUUUUAGCAAGCGAUGUUAUUUAUCCUCACAAACCACACCAUGAUACGGUUGCUUCGAGAGACAUUUUGAGAUAUAUGCUGCAGAAUCAUAAUUGUUCUCUCAUUGCUCUCGGCAAUGGAACAGCGUGCCGCGAGACGGAAGAAUGGUUGACACAACUGAUAAAGAACAACGAGUUCAACAUUCCAAAUGUGAAGUAUACGAUUGUGAAUGAGGACGGAGCAUCGAUUUACUCCUGCAGUCCUGAAGCUAAGAAAGAGUUCCCUUAUUUGGACACGAACAUCAUUAGUGCUAUUUCUCUAGCCAGACGGGUGCAAGACCCGUUAUCAGAAUUGGUGAAAGUUGAACCCAAACAUUUGGGAGUUGGGAUGUAUCAGCACGACCUUAAAAAGAAAUCUCUAGAGGAAGCCCUUGACGAAGUUGUCUCGGAAUGUGUUAGUUUUGUUGGAGUAGAUUUGAACACAGCCUCGCAGUGUCUUCUAAGACGUAUUGCCGGUCUUUCUGACAAAAGGGCCACCCAAAUCGUCGAACAUAGAGAAAAAAAUGGUCCUUUCAUGUCUCGCAAGCAACUUACUGAAGUUUCUGGUAUUGGACCCAAAACAUUUGAACAGUGCGCAGGUUUCUUGAGGGUGGGCCCCACUGAUAACACACAAGCUUCCAACUUUUAUAAGUCACCUAAAACUACUAAACUUGAUUGCACGUAUAUCCAUCCAGAGUCAUACAGUAUUGCAAAAAAGUUGAUAAAAAAAUUAAAGCUGAAAGUUGAUGAUAUAGGUGAAAGUCCAUUCAUUACAUCCGUGAAAUCCUUCUCAAACUUCAAUAUAACAGACCUGAUUGAGGAACUCAAUUCGCCUAAAGAGACCCUUCAGCUGAUUCUUGAUGCUCUUUCAAAACCUUUGAACUAUGACCUGCGUUCCGAGGUACCUCAAAUAGAGCUGUUUCGAUCAGGACUUAAGAGUAUGGAAGAUAUCUCUCUUGGAAGUGAAGUUAGUGGAAGAGUGAAGAAUGUCACUCACUUUGGCUGUUUUGUGGAUAUUGGAGUCGGUAGGGACGCUUUGAUACAUAUUAGUAAAUUAGGAGGUUUCAACCUGCAAGUUGGUGAUAGGGUGGUAGCUGAGGUAUGUGCCUUGGAAUUGCAUAGGCAAAGGAUCGGCUUGAAACCGUUAAAGAAAGGAGGAGAUGAGUAGAUCUCUUUAUUACUUGACGUUCCUGAUAUAUGAAGUGAUACCUGUCUUCAUGACAAGAUAAUGUCAUGGAAUCUACAUGAAAAUAUCAAGCCUGGUUUUUCAGGUUGUCCAGUUUCUUUCAAAAUAUUUGUGUUCAGUUCUGAAUACAGUGUUUGACAAAUAAAUAAAAAUUUCCCUACUACCAUUUCAAGGAGGAACUAAAUUAACUGAAACAAUAUUUUGAGACUUUCAGUGAAUACCUUUUCAGUUAUCAUCAAUGAUUUUUUUGAAUCUCAGGAUUUUAGGAAUCAUUUCUUAGUUUAUUUCAAAGAAUUUUUCAUUUCCGAACAUUACAAUUUUAUGAAAUACAUAAGCGAUUCAGUGACUUAUUAUUGAUUACAAAAGAAUAUAUUUAAUGCCAAUUUUUAAUUUUGAAUACCUCCAAUCAAUUUUUAUACUGAAAACUAAUAUAAACUAUUAUACAGUAUUUUUUACAUAAUUUUUUCACUAGCUAAUAAAGUUGCUCUGAUAUGAGUGGUUUUACCAGAAAAUAGACUCAACAGAACUUUGUUGACAAAUAAAUGCCUGAUACUUUAUUUUUGAAA
Messenger RNA from Leptinotarsa decemlineata (Colorado potato beetle), 3358 nucleotides. RefSeq names its product S1 RNA-binding domain-containing protein 1. Gene Ontology annotation, molecular function: structural constituent of ribosome; mRNA binding; DNA binding. Gene Ontology annotation, biological process: translation; DNA repair. The record is from RefSeq and is a predicted model, not a curated record. Lineage: Eukaryota; Metazoa; Arthropoda; Insecta; Coleoptera; Chrysomelidae.